AGUUAGCAGUCUAAGGCGAUAACUUAUUGAUUUUUCAUAUACAUCAGCUAGGAAAAACGGAAGGUUUGAAAAGUUCCGUCAAAACCGCAAAAAUGGGAGCCGCUUUCUUUCCCGUGCUGUUUUUCACCGCCUUGUGGGGCGGCGUGGGCAUCGCCAUGCCCAUAAUGACCCCCAAAGGACCUCAUCAGAACCUUAUUCGCUGCAUCCUGAUGCUGGCCGCCGCUUGCUGCUGGCUCUUUUGGCUCUGCUGCUACAUGGCCCAGAUGAACCCGCUGAUUGGACCCAAACUGAAGCGGGAUGUGGUGGCCAUGAUUGGAAGGUCCUGGCACAACGAAAUCGUGGCUGGCUAAAAUGGAUUUUAAUUAAUUAGUUAACUAAAGUAUUCCAGCAAACUAACCAACUAAACUGUUUAUAUUGUGUUGUAAAUAAAUUGUGCAAGUACUCAAUGUUCUGAACUGUUAGCUGUUUAAAAUCCCAAGUUAAAGUAUUUACAGUUUGGAAAAUGUUUAAGAAUAUUGUUUACUUUUUGUUGUAAAUAAGAAAUGAAAAUAUCUAUUUUUUUGGUCAAAAAGGACUUGUUAAGCAAUACUGCAAAACUACAAUAUUGAACAAAAUUGUUUACAUCAUUGAUUUAUUUAUUUGGAAUAUUUUUGUUUAACCAAUUUCUUGUCCAAGUUAAAAAUAAAACAAAAAUUUAAAAAGGAGAAAUAUAUAAUUAUGGCCACAACACA
Drosophila gunungcola (fruit fly) is the source of this 731-nucleotide messenger RNA. It is a transcript of the gene VhaM9.7-a, whose product is annotated as V-type proton ATPase subunit e 2. The coding region runs from base 93 to 350 and encodes 85 amino acids. Gene Ontology annotation, cellular component: proton-transporting V-type ATPase, V0 domain; plasma membrane proton-transporting V-type ATPase complex. The record is from RefSeq and is a predicted model, not a curated record. NCBI's taxonomy places the organism in Eukaryota, Metazoa, Arthropoda, Insecta, Diptera, Drosophilidae. The transcript has a single exon. Gene Ontology annotation, biological process: proton transmembrane transport. Gene Ontology annotation, molecular function: proton-transporting ATPase activity, rotational mechanism.